AUUAGGUUGAGUCUGCUAUAGAGAUUCGAAUAACAAAGUCCCCUUUAGGCCCAGAUGUCCAAUGUACACAGUCCUUGUGGCACGAGUUUGUACAGAGCAUUGCAUUGUCAUACGCCAACUCACUGUCCAGUAAAUUGGCAGAGGGAGCUGUCUGGUGUCAUCUGUUGUCAGAAGGGGGUCUUCCAUGUGUACCCCUUGUCAUGAAUAUUGUUGCUGUUACUGUUCAUUUUCUUAUAGCCAGUAAAUUGUUCUAAUCUCAGCCUGAGAUCUUUACCUUUUGUGCCUCCUCUCCAUCCUGCCGCUGUGAGAAGGGGGAAAGAAAACAGGGGAGCAGGAGAAUGGGCAUGGUUCGGAGGGUCUCAGUGGGGGCACUGAAUGGGUAAGUACCAUUCCUAAGCCACAACAGAUCCCAGUGCCCCAGCCCUCUACACCCCCCGUGCUCCCAAUGCCCCCGUGGUCCCUGGGCCCACAGUGUCCCGAGUGUCCACUGAUUAGAGCUCCCAGUCCUCCCAGUGCCAGUGCUUCCGGCUGCCCGUGGUCCUGUUGCCCAGUGUUUCCAGUACCCAGUAUUCUGGGUGCACAGUGACAGGACUCCAGCUCCAGUACCAGGACCACAGCUCCUAGUAUUACACACCAGGACUGGGACCCCAGCCAUGCUACUGGUACCCCAGGCCCCAGUAUCAGCACCCCAGCCCCAGGCCCCUUUAUGCAGCCCAGGAGCACCUCCCAGCCCCAGCCCGGCCCCGUCUCCAGCCAGCCCCGCGGAGCUGGUAACCGGAGCUCCGAUAGCAGCUGCAGCUGUGGUGAUACCAUCAAUAAUUGAGUGGCAGCAAGGCUCCACACAGGACUGCCUGCCUCUGUCUGCCUGGAGUGUGGGGACAGCGAUUGCCCUGGCCUUCCUCCCCUUCAUUGUCACCCUGCUGAUCCGGUACCGGCACUACCUGAUGCUGCUGUACCGGGCAGUGCUGGUGGCCUGGCUGCGGGACCGGCUCACUGGCACCUCGCGGGAGCAGCGUGCCUUCCAGUACCUGCUGGCCCAUGCCAUCCCUGGGGACCCCCACCACAUCCUCCAGACCUUCGACCAGUGGUGCUACCACUGUGAGCACCUCAGCUGUGUGGGGCCCGACAAAGGGCGGAUCGUGGAGCGGGUGCUGUUGGAGCGGGCACCACUGCGGGUGCUGGAGCUGGGCACGUACUGUGGCUACGGCACGGUGCUGCUGGCACAGGGGCUGCCCCCAGGCGCCCGCCUCUACACCAUCGAGGGUGACCCCCGACACGCUGCCGUGGCCGAGAAGGUCAUCCGCCUGGCCGGCUUCAGCGAGCAGACGGUGGAGCUGAUCGUGGGCCCCUCGGAGGAGGUGAUACCCCGCCUGCGCGAGAAGCACGGCCUGAUGAACGCCAACUUGGUCUUCAUGGAUCACUGGAAACGCAGCUACCUGCGGGAUCUACGGCUGCUGGAGAGCCACCAGCUGCUGGCUGAGGGGGCCACCAUCCUGGCUGAUAAUGUCCUCUUCCCUGGGGCACCCCACUUCCUGCAGUACGCCAAGACCUGUGGCAAAUACCACUGCAAGGUGCACCGCGCCAGCCUGGAGUACUUCCGCGCCAUUCCUGAUGGUAUCGCUGAGCUCCGCUACACCGGUACCCGCUGAACGGGCAGCGGGCUGCUGCCUCGUGCUGGCCAGUUACCAUGGCAGUGCCAGCUGCCCAGCCCCCUGCCAUGGCUUCAACAUGGGCUCUGGAGGAAACGCAGUGGCUGCUGUGGUCUGUGGCGGGGCGCAGUGGGUAAUGAGGGGGCUCAUU
Messenger RNA from Onychostruthus taczanowskii (white-rumped snowfinch), 1800 nucleotides. It is a transcript of the gene TOMT, whose product is annotated as transmembrane O-methyltransferase. NCBI's taxonomy places the organism in Eukaryota, Metazoa, Chordata, Aves, Passeriformes, Passeridae. The transcript is spliced from 4 exons. Gene Ontology annotation, molecular function: catechol O-methyltransferase activity. Gene Ontology annotation, biological process: catecholamine catabolic process; developmental process; dopamine metabolic process. The record is from RefSeq and is a predicted model, not a curated record. Bases 654 to 1649 code for a protein of 331 amino acids.